This is a messenger RNA of Mandrillus leucophaeus (drill), 5355 nucleotides long. RefSeq names its product SET binding factor 2 (gene SBF2). The transcript is spliced from 24 exons. Bases 286 to 3696 code for a protein of 1136 amino acids. Lineage: Eukaryota; Metazoa; Chordata; Mammalia; Primates; Cercopithecidae. The record is from RefSeq and is a predicted model, not a curated record.
UUAAAGGAUUGUUCAAGUUUAGAAGAAUAUAACAUUGCCGCAGCAUUACUCCCUUUGACCAGUGCUUUCUAUAGGAAACUUGCCCCUGGAGUCAGCCAGUUUGCUUAUACAUGUGUACAAGACCACCCCAUUUGGACAAAUCAGCAGUUUUGGGAGACAACCUUUUACAAUGCAGUGCAGGAACAGGUUCGCUCUCUUUAUCUCUCAGCCAAGGAAGACAAUCAUGCCCCGCAUCUGAAGCAAAAGGAUAAGCUUCCUGAUAACCAAUAUCAGGAGAAGACAGCAAUGGACCUGGCAGCUGAGCAACUACGCCUUUGGCCUACCCUGAGCAAGUUAACUCAGCAAGAGCUAGUGCAACAUGAGGAAAGCACUGUCUUUAGUCAGGCCAUUCACUUUGCAAACCUCAUGGUGAACCUGCUAGUUCCACUCGACACAAGUAAAAACAAGCUCCUAAGAACAUCAGCACCAGGUGACUGGGAGAGCGGAAGCAACAGCAUUGUCACAAACAGUAUUGCAGGAAGUGUAGCUGAGAGCUAUGAUACAGAGAGUGGGUUUGAAGAUUCAGAGAAUAAUGACAUUGCCAAUUCUGUUGUGCGAUUCAUUACCCGAUUUAUUGACAAAGUUUGUACAGAGAGUGGAGUUACUCAGGAUCACAUCAAGAGCCUUCAUUGCAUGAUACCAGGGAUUGUAGCUAUGCACAUUGAGACCCUGGAAGCAGUACAUCGAGAAAGCAGAAGACUUCCACCUAUUCAGAAGCCCAAGAUUCUUAGACCUGCUCUGCUGCCAGGAGAAGAAAUUGUCUGUGAAGGUCUUCGAGUCUUACUGGAUCCUGAUGGAAGAGAAGAAGCUACUGGAGGUCUUCUUGGAGGCCCUCAGCUCCUGCCAGCAGAAGGAGCCUUGUUCCUCACCACAUACAGAAUUCUCUUCAGAGGAACCCCCCAUGAUCAGUUAGUGGGUGAGCAGACAGUUGUGCGGAGCUUUCCCAUUGCCUCCAUCACCAAGGAGAAGAAGAUUACAAUGCAGAACCAACUACAGCAGAACAUGCAAGAAGGACUGCAGAUCACAUCAGCAUCUUUUCAGUUGAUUAAGGUAGCAUUUGAUGAAGAAGUCAGUCCAGAAGUAGUAGAGAUCUUUAAGAAACAGCUGAUGAAAUUCCGUUAUCCUCAGUCCAUUUUCAGCACCUUUGCUUUUGCUGCUGGACAGACUACCCCACAAAUAAUUUUACCAAAACAGAAGGAAAAGAACACUUCUUUUCGUACCUUCUCAAAAACAAUUGUGAAAGGUGCCAAAAGGGCAGGGAAAAUGACAAUUGGACGGCAAUAUUUACUGAAGAAGAAGACAGGGACAAUUGUGGAAGAAAGAGUAAAUCGUCCUGGAUGGAAUGAAGAUGAUGAUGUAUCUGUUUCAGAUGAGAGUGAGCUCCCCACAAGUACCACCCUGAAGGCCUCCGAGAAGUCUACAAUGGAGCAGUUGGUGGAAAAGGCUUGUUUCAGAGACUAUCAGCGUUUAGGUUUAGGAACCAUAAGUGGCAGCUCUUCCCGUUCAAGACCCGAGUAUUUUCGAAUUACUGCCUCCAACAGGAUGUAUUCACUCUGCCGGAGCUAUCCUGGCCUUUUAGUUGUACCUCAAGCUGUACAGGACAGUAGUUUACCGAGAGUAGCUCGCUGCUAUCGACACAAUCGCCUGCCUGUUGUAUGUUGGAAGAACUCAAGAAGUGGUACUCUGCUCCUCCGAUCUGGAGGAUUCCAUGGGAAGGGAGUCGUUGGUCUUUUCAAAUCUCAAAACUCCCCUCAGGCCGCUCCUACCUCCUCUUUAGAAUCUUCCAGUAGCAUAGAACAAGAGAAAUACUUGCAAGCCUUACUGAAUGCUGUUUCUGUCCAUCAGAAACUCAGAGGCAACAGCACUCUUACUGUCAGACCAGCCUUUGCUCUAUCUCCAGGUGUGUGGGCAAGUCUUCGCUCUAGCACUCGCUUGAUCAGCUCUCCAACAUCCUUCAUUGAUGUUGGCGCCCGGCUGGCAGGCAAGGACCAUUCGGCCUCCUUCAGUAACAGCACCUACCUACAAAACCAGCUCUUGAAACGGCAAGCAGCCCUUUACAUAUUUGGUGAAAAGUCGCAACUAAGGAACUUCAAGGUAGAAUUUGCUUUAAAUUGUGAGUUUGUUCCUGUUGAAUUUCAUGAAAUCCGGCAAGUGAAAGCCAGUUUUAAGAAGCUGAUGAGGGCUUGUAUCCCAAGCACCAUCCCUACUGACUCAGAAGUGACCUUCCUGAAAGCGCUGGGAGAUUCUGAGUGGCUCCCACAGCUUCACAGGAUAAUGCAGCUGGCUGUGGUUGUAUCAGAAGUACUUGAAAAUGGUUCCUCAGUUUUGGUCUGUUUGGAGGAAGGCUGGGACAUCACUGCACAAGUGACAUCCCUGGUUCAGUUACUCAGUGAUCCCUUUUAUAGGACACUUGAAGGCUUCCGGAUGUUGGUUGAAAAAGAGUGGCUCUCUUUUGGUCACAAAUUCAGUCAGCGGAGCAGCUUGACCCUCAACUGUCAGGGGAGUGGUUUUGCUCCAGUCUUCUUACAGUUCUUAGACUGUGUACACCAGGUUCACAACCAGUAUCCAACUGAGUUUGAAUUCAAUCUCUAUUACUUAAAGUUCUUGGCUUUCCACUAUGUGUCUAAUCGCUUUAAAACAUUUCUCCUGGAUUCAGACUAUGAAAGAUUAGAGCACGGAACUUUAUUUGAUGAUAAAGGAGAAAAGCAUGCCAAAAAGGGAAUCUGUAUUUGGGAGUGUAUUGACAGAAUGCACAAGAGGAGUCCCAUUUUCUUUAAUUAUUUAUAUUCACCAUUGGAAAUAGAGGCUCUAAAGCCCAAUGUAAAUGUCUCCAGCCUCAAGAAGUGGGAUUACUACAUAGAAGAGACCCUGUCCACAGGCCCUUCCUAUGACUGGAUGAUGCUAACCCCCAAGCAUUUCCCCUCCGAAGACUCUGACCUGGCUGGAGAAGCUGGGCCACGGAGCCAGAGGAGAACAGUGUGGCCAUGCUAUGAUGAUGUCAGCUGUACUCAGCCCGAUGCUCUCACCAGCCUUUUCAGUGAAAUUGAAAAAUUGGAGCACAAAUUGAACCAAGCCCCUGAGAAGUGGCAGCAGCUGUGGGAAAGAGUAACCGUGGACCUUAAAGAAGAACCAAGAACAGAUCGCUCCCAAAGACACCUGUCGAGGUCCCCAGGAAUUGUGUCUACCAACCUACCUUCCUAUCAGAAGAGAUCUCUGCUACAUCUCCCAGACAGCAGCAUGGGGGAGGAACAGAAUUCCAGCAUCUCCCCAUCCAAUGGAGUGGAGCGAAGAGCAGCCACGCUCUAUAGCCAGUAUACAUCCAAGAACGAGGAAAACAGGUCCUUUGAGGGAACACUUUAUAAAAGAGGGGCUUUGCUGAAAGGUUGGAAGCCCCGUUGGUUUGUUUUGGAUAUAACAAAACAUCAGCUGCGAUACUAUGACUCAGGUGAGGACACGAGCUGUAAAGGCCACAUUGAUCUGGCUGAAGUAGAAAUGGUCAUCCCUGCUGGCCCCAGCAUGGGAGCCCCAAAGCACACAAGUGACAAGGCUUUCUUUGAUCUCAAGACCAGCAAACGUGUGUAUAACUUCUGCGCGCAGGAUGGACAGAGUGCCCAGCAAUGGAUGGACAGGAUCCAGAGCUGUAUCUCUGAUGCCUGAUGCCCAUGGUCAACCUAUGCUGAAGAAAUAGAGGAACUCAUGCUGCCAGAUAGAAAAAAAAAAGCAUGGAUCCUUGAGGAGCUGAUGACACGUUAUCCCAGGGCCUGAGGUUCUCCUGCCCAGUCCCUUCUUGCAGGGGUUGCUAUAUCUACUUAACCUGAAUAGGUGUUUCACACAGGUCUGGUCAAUAGCCCCAUGCACUCCCUAUAUCUUGCACUACAUUUUUCUAACAGAGUCUUAGUGGUUAAUGAUCAGAAGAUGUCUCCUGAGCCAACUGUGAACCUCACCCAGGCAAAAUGGCUACCACCUACUUGGGUCCUUCUUCAUUAAAGCUAUAGAUCCUUUUUUGUUCUCCAGGGUCAUAAUUUGCUUGGAGACCUGUUUAACAAGCAAAAAUCAAAACCCUCCAAGAUUGUCUCAUAUUCUACCUAGACUAGGUUUCCUAUGAGAGGCAUCUACUUGUACUGCCUGACCUUUGAGAUGCUCAGUUCUCUGAUGCUGCCAAAAGGUGCUUCCAUGGUCCCUUCUCUGCCAUUGGGGUUCACAACAAGAGAUGUCAUUGUUCAGUAGCAGGCAAAGAGGAAGCACACAGCAUUAUUCUGAUGGAAAAAGAUUAUCCAGGGAAUGGUACAAUGACCAGCCCAAUGCAGGAAAACACUACUUCCAAAACAUUAAAUUCUCUAUCCAAAACGUUGAAUUCUCUAGACCAGAGGUGCUCUGAGGAUCCAGGGCCUUGUGUUCUUAUGUAUCUUCUGCUUCCUGACAGUUUCUUUUUCAAAAUAACAUGCAAAAAAAGCUGAAUGCACUAACUCACAAAACAAACACUUGCACCGAACUCCCAAUGAAGUGAAGAUGUUGGAAAGACAGAGGCCAGCUAUUUAGGACCACACACACCUGUGACAAGGGCUGUGUUGACCACAGUCACACUGUGGCAUGACUGGAUACCCAAACUACACUUCUACACAUGAAAAGUAAGAACUGUCUUUAGAUUUUCUUUACUUUGAUAACUUGUGUUUGUUUAGCUUAAGACCCAAGAAAUGCUGUUUGCUCAUGGUAAACAGAAACAGCAUCUUUGCUACAGCCACUGACACCAGCUGGCAUCAUAGGUAGCUAGAUCAUUGCAUUUGUUUUGAAAUGUUAAUAUGUUAAAUACUAAACUAAUAUUUCAAAAAUGUGUAUAUAUGAUUUCUAUAUCCUUGCUUUUCAGAUAGCCUGCUUAUAAUUUAAAUUAACUGAUGCAUUCAUAAGAUUUCAAUAAUGAAAUGGUUCCCUUUUUUAAAAAUAAAAAUACAUUGUCUUUGUAGAUUAAAAAUGUCGGAAUUUCAAAUUUAAAAUUGUCUACACACUAGGAAAUAGAACUGUGUUAAUAUAUAAGAAAUUCGGGGAUAAUUAAGAAUGAAGGACUUUUCUAUCAUUUCCAUUUUAUAAAUUGCCACCUGUGAAAAUGGUUUUUGCACAUUAUUUGUAUUUUUCUUUGUAUAUGAAAUAAUUUUUUGUACUUUGUAAAAUAUGGAGCCCAUUGUACCUUCAGCUAUUUGAGACUAUACACAGUGCUUCUUUUGUAACUGGACUAUUUUAACUUUCGUGAAGGCAUUACAUUGCCUCACAUUCACUAACCACCUUGAAUUAAAUUUAUUUCUUAAGAAAAAGCAUCCCUCA